Molecule: messenger RNA, 930 nt
Organism: Lonchura striata (white-rumped munia)
Lineage: Eukaryota; Metazoa; Chordata; Aves; Passeriformes; Estrildidae
Source: RefSeq, a predicted model, not a curated record
AUGAACAAACGCCCAAAAAAGAAGGGAAUAAUAAGGAAAGGGCAGGGAGAAAAAGAGGAAAAAGAGGAAAAAGAGGAAAAAGAGGAAAAAGAGGAGGAGGAAGAAGAGGAAGGUUUGUGCCCCAAGCACGGCGAGCCGCUGAAGCUUUUCUGCAAGGAUGACCGCGGCUGCAUCUGCGUGGUGUGCGACCGCUCCCGCCAGCACCGCGAGCACGCCGUGCUGCCCGUGGACGAGGCGUGCGAGGAGUACAAGGUUGUUUUAAUUAGGGGCUCAUUUGCAUGCCCGACGAGAAUUAAUCGUUCGUUCGAGCGCGGGUGCCUCAAAAAUCCAAAUUUUGAAGGUUUAAAAUUCCGAUUUUUUCCCCCAAAGUUUUGCGGGGUGGGCGGCGGAAUUGGGGUAAAAUCGUGGAAUUUUGGGUUUUUUCCCGUUUUUGGCAGGAGCGAGGAGGUGAAAUGUGAGAAACCCGUCCCCGUCUGCACCGACAUGAAAAUUCACGUUUGCAAUUUUUCCCUAAAAAACGAAGUUUUGGAGAAAGUCCUGAAAAAAUUCCAAGAACAGCUGCAGGACGAGCUGGGAAGGGGUGAAAAAGAAGACCUCACCUUGGACCCCGACUCGGCCAACCACCUCCUGAUCCUCUCGGCCGACCUCAAGACCGUCCGCAUGGGCUGCCGCAAGCAGGACCUGCCCGACCACCCCAAACGCUUCGACACCAACUCGCGCGUCCUGGCCACCGCCGGCUUCUCCUCGGGGCGCCACCACUGGGAGGUGGAGGUGGGACCUUCGGACGGUUGGGCCUUCGGGGUGGCCAAGGAGUCCAUCCGGAGGAAGGGCUUGACCCAGUUCUCCCCCGAGGAGGGCAUCUGGGCGCUGCAGCAGAACGGGGGACGCUACUGGGCCGUGACGUCGCCCCAGCGGACGCCGCUGAGCCUC